AUUUCAAUGCUUUCCAAAACACAACUGCAUCUCAAAUGGAUUCGCUCUGAUACCAGGAUGUCGUUUCAGUUCAAAAUGUUGAUUUUCCUGCUGGCUGUGACAACAGUUAUUGUGAUUUUGAUGUCAAUUUAUACUGACUGGUUUCGGCUUAUGCCAAAUUCGUGUAAGUGUGAGAGAUGCUUUUCAGAAGAAGAUGUGAUUCUCAGUCAUUAUCUUAACCGUUCUAUUGAACCCUUUUUGUCGGCAACGACCAACCUACCUGAGGAGGCCUUCAAUUGGUGGCUGCACCUACAAAGUAACAGACAAAACUUCAGCUACUAUAAAGCAACAAUUGACAAAUUGUUUAAGAUAUUCCCAUCCAGUCCUGUUCUUGAAAAACCGAGCACUGAUGGUUGCAGAACUUGUGCAAUUGUGGGAAAUUCUGUAAAUUUGAAAGGAUCACAUUACGGACCCCUGAUAGAUUUCCAAGAUGUCAUUAUAAGAAUAAACUAUGGUCAAGUCAAAGGCUAUGAAGAAGAUGUUGGGACUAGAACAACUCAUCGUGUCAUGUAUCCAGAGAGUGGCUCGACUUUAGAUAACACUACUCAUCUUGUACUGUUUGCAUUCAAGAUAAAAGAUCUUGAGUGGCUCAUCAAGUCCUUUCCAACCGGGAUUUCUGGAAAGCCAGUAAAACACAGAGCUAACAAAAAUUUGGUGAUGAUUCUCAAUCCAGCUUUUAUGAAGUACGUUCAUCAGAUUUGGCUGGACAAGAAAGGAAGGUAUCCAUCCUCUGGUUUUAUGACCUUGAUUUUGGCACUUCACAUUUGCGAUGAGGUUCAUGUGUUCGGUUUUGGAGCUGACAGGAAUGGAAGCUGGAGCCAUUACUGGGAACCACCGAAAAAGAAAAGUUUUAGAACUGGACCUCAUCCUGGACAACAAGAGUCUGCAAUGAUGCACAAAUUGGCGGAUGAAAAAACAAUCAAAUUUUAUGAAGGUGUUUGACUAUUCGCUGAAAAUGUAAAGUUUAAUGUAGCUUGUAAAUUUUUCAUCCCCAGCAAAGUGAGUAAAAAGAAGCAUUAAAUACAUUCCCGACUCAGUUUUCAGUUUCAGUUUUAAAGGAAUAAAGAAUACAAAAACGUUACUACAGCUCUGAUAGAAGUAAUGAUCAAAACACUCCUUUACAUUAAAUGACUUAAAGGUUUAGGUUGAAACAUUGCCUUUUUCAGCCAGCACCAUUAUCCAUAAUGUACUUUAAACAGAUCCAGAAACUAUGCACUACCUGCUGAAAAAGUAGUCUGCAUUUAGUUCCACCUUUAAUUAACAUAUUUAUGCCAGUGUGCUCCCUUCAAAUGCAAAAUUUCCUAUUUUUUUCACAUGAUCGGUUGCAGCAAAUGUUUUUUUGAAAUAAUUCUAAUUGGACAAUUUCAAAAUUUAUUAUUUUAAUUGAAAUGGAUAUGUAUUCUGUCCCUUCAUGUUUUGCCAGUGUUUAUUAGAUCUAUCUCCAUGGAGUUUUAAUGUUUUGUAUGUGCCUAUCUGUGUAAUACCACUUCAUUAAACAGUCCAAAAAA
Girardinichthys multiradiatus is the source of this 1547-nucleotide messenger RNA. Its product is annotated as CMP-N-acetylneuraminate-beta-galactosamide-alpha-2,3-sialyltransferase 1-like. The record is from RefSeq and is a predicted model, not a curated record. The coding region runs from base 7 to 981 and encodes 324 amino acids. The transcript has 7 exons. Lineage: Eukaryota; Metazoa; Chordata; Actinopteri; Cyprinodontiformes; Goodeidae. Gene Ontology annotation, molecular function: beta-galactoside (CMP) alpha-2,3-sialyltransferase activity.